Maniola jurtina (meadow brown) is the source of this 2291-nucleotide messenger RNA. It is a transcript of the gene spz4, whose product is annotated as protein spaetzle 4. NCBI's taxonomy places the organism in Eukaryota, Metazoa, Arthropoda, Insecta, Lepidoptera, Nymphalidae. Gene Ontology annotation, cellular component: extracellular region. The transcript is spliced from 5 exons. The record is from RefSeq and is a predicted model, not a curated record. Gene Ontology annotation, biological process: regulation of Toll signaling pathway; central nervous system formation; innate immune response. The coding region runs from base 301 to 1509 and encodes 402 amino acids. Gene Ontology annotation, molecular function: Toll binding; growth factor activity.
CCUCAGUCGGUGUCGGGACGUGGUGGCGAUCGGUACCACCAUGCGCUUUCCAACCGCGCCAGUGAAAGUUCGCUGAGAGAAAUGCGUUCCGCGAUCGCCUUUCUGUUUGUGUAGGUGACAUGGACAGUGGCACACGGUUACGACUACGCGUCGGCGUGCGCGCGGCCCUAUCGCUCUAAGCGCGCCAAGGAGCCGCCCGACGUGCCGUGCGACCUCAGCAAGCAGAGCUACUGCACCACGCCUGGCAACAACUACCCCUGGCAUGCGAUACGCCGGUUCAUCAGGGAGAACCAGGGUCUCAUGAGAAGAAUGUAUGGUGAAGAACGUCACAUCGCCGUACUCAAAGCGGAAUUGGAGAACUUUAUAGAUGAUGAUGACGAUGAAGAGGACAACAACAAUGAUUUCGCUGAAAACUUCAUUAAAACCAAGAUGAUGUACAUGAAGAAAAGCUUCGGGCGUGCCAUGAAAGACAAACCGCAUUUUAGACCCAUCCAAUCAAAUUCCGAGAAACAGAAAAAAGUCGACAAUGACCCCUUAAGAGUGAAACCUUUAGGAAACUCUACCAACAUUACAGCUAAAAAAACUGAAAACAAAACAGAACUAAGCAAUGAAACAUUGAACGAAGAUAAAGGGAUUUCAUACAAAACUAAGCUCGAAAGUAUAGCCAAUAUUGAGAUAAAUAACUUAGACCCAGACGUGAUCACGCUAGAAGCUGUGAUCAAACAAAGUAUAGAAACUAACAGCAUAUAUCCAAAUUUUUCUGGCACUUCCAAAAGUGAACCAUUAGCUUUAGAAAGUAAAAAUAACACAGACAAAAAUGCCACAACUACAACUGAGAAUGUCGUUAAUAGUACUGAAAUUAACGAUGACGAGUAUGAUGAUUCGACUACAGAAUCGGGUAAAGACGCGUGGAAAAGUAAUACGGACACUUCAACUUUGCCUCCUACUCUACUCUUCUCGGAACACGACAAAGUGAAAAUAGACCGUAUAGAUAACAAAGAGACGGAGAAAAAAGAGGAGUUUCAUCCGAAACCAGUACAGCAUCAGGAAACUAUGCGGCCUUCUGUUAUCAAGUUACGAGGAGCAAAUGCAUGUGAGACGAAAGAGGAGAUGAUGGCUCCGUUCUGGGCCAACAGCACCCGCGGGGAGAUGCUGGCGCUGCUUAACAUGUACCCCUUCGAGCAGUACAUCCACUCCGAGACCUGCGUGCACCGCCACAAGCAGAUGUACUGCCGGGAGGGAUGCAGGUGCGAGCAACAGUUCCGUCUACACCGCUUACUCGCCUACGACCCACGCAACGAAUGCCGUGGCAUUUUCGCGGACUGGUUCAAAUUCCCCGCGUGCUGCGUCUGCAAGUGCUACGACGUUCCACUGGAGUUCCGCGCACGCUCGCCGCGCAUCCUGCGCCCGCAGUACGACGAGCAAGUGCGGCGACUCAUCUACGAGGACGUCGCGAGGGACUGGUACACCAUGCCCUAUGACCAGGAAGAAGAUGACGAUCUGUUCUAAACCCACCUGGCAUCCAAGCGCGGAUGCGCCGUUGUGGGCACGAUGGGCACGCCCACAACUCUAAAAGACUUGUGACUUUCAUGGUUUAUCGUGUUCGGUGUUCGGUGGUGUAUGGAACUUAAUACACUAUACAAAGUCUUGGUCAAUGCAAAAAUACCUACCUAUUUUGUAAACAUCUCUUUUGUAUGAAUGCACUUUACCUAUCAAUCAUGAGCGAGUUCAUACUCCGACUAACAAUUGGGCAAUUUUUGGUUGGCUGCGACCACAACUUUUUUUUGAGGGCUGGAUCCCCGCCUGAUAGCAUCAGAGUUUCACAGCCACUGUAAUGAUCGCAAUAACCUCUGAUUAGCUUCGCAUAAUGUGCGGACUGAUUCAAGUUUUCUUACUGUUCGCACUUCGCUGAGAAUAGCGAUGUUGCUAGAAAUUACUAAUACAAUGCCCUUUGAAAAAAGAAGAUGACGAUAUUAUGUUCUAAUCCAACUUCUAAUCAACCAAAUUUUGAUGUUACUAGAGACUCAUAGAAGAUGACCAUGUUCUAAUCCCCCCUAGCAUCAGAAUUUGACAGCCAUUGCGCCGAAAAUUUAUAUUUCGCCUACCCAUGUUGUUUGUGCAGAAUAAAAUUAAAACCCACCAUAGCGUUAUGCAUUUAUAACAAUAAUAUUACACAAAUAAUAUUAUGAUCAUUAUAACUAUAAUAUAGGUUUACGAUUGACGUUCAGUUUUAUUUUUGUUAUUGUUAGAUUCAUAACAAAUUAGUCAAAUAGAUAUCAUAAUAAUAGAUA